Protopterus annectens (West African lungfish) is the source of this 1235-nucleotide messenger RNA. RefSeq names its product MFS-type transporter SLC18B1-like. Gene Ontology annotation, biological process: transmembrane transport. Gene Ontology annotation, molecular function: transmembrane transporter activity. Lineage: Eukaryota; Metazoa; Chordata; Ceratodontiformes; Protopteridae. The transcript has 8 exons. The coding region runs from base 262 to 711 and encodes 149 amino acids. The record is from RefSeq and is a predicted model, not a curated record.
GUUUUAGGCUCAAAGCACUCUGGAGGUUCAUUUCUUAAUUUAUUACGCAUAUCUGAAAUCCUAGUUGUUUCCCUUGUGGUGUGCAGCAUUGGAAGUGCUCUGGGGUUUCUGGAUCCUACACUGGGGCCUUUUGUAAAAGAAGAAUAUGACUUGGACUCAUUUCAAACUAGCUUGGUUUUCAUUGCAACUUCCCUUCCAUAUGGCAUUUGUUCACCUUUUCUUGGAUAUUUUACCAACAAUAGACCCAAUUUUGGCUGGUGGAUGAUGACAGCUUGCUCUGCUGGUGGAGCUUUGUGCUUUUGUUUACUUGGACCAAUUCCUGUCUUCAAAUAUAAAAUGGAACUGUGGCACUUCAUUACAGUUUUGGUUGUUAUGGGCAUUUUCUCUUCAGGGGCCUUUGUACCAAGUUUUGCAGGGAUUCUUUUAUCUGCAAAGAAUCAUGGAUUUGAAGAUAAUCUCAGAACACUGGGACUUGUUUCAGGCCUUUUCACAUCACUGUGGUCCUUGGGGAAUGUCAUCGGUCCAACCAUAGCAGGCAUUCUUUCUGAUGUGGCCGGAUAUAAGUGGGCCUUUGCCAUUGAAGGAAGCUUACUCUUUUUGGUAGCAAUAAUUAUGAUACUUUUCCAUUUGUGCAGCCAUAAAUCGAGAAACAGGUCACCAGUGCCUAAUCAACUAGAGCCACUAGAAGAAAAUUCUCCCCUACAGAGCUGAAGGAUAGUAGUUUAAUGAUUACCACACAGAUGUGUUUUACCAACAAUAGUAUAAUUUUAACAUUGCACUCCUGAAUGAUUUACAAAGAUGUUGGUUUGACUGACAGCUAACUGUGUAUAAUGUGAAACACAAAAAAGAUUGUGGGCAGUAUUAGUCUCCACAUGCCAAGCUGGAGAAUGGAAUAUAUACAAUUUCCUCCUUACUACAUGCCUGAGUUGCUUGAGAACCAAAGAUCAGAUAGUUACUGGACUGUUGCACUCUAUUCAAUGUUAUGAAAGCAUGAAGAAAUAAUUUUGAGUCCUGUCAAAUAAAAACAAAAAAGAUGCAUGCUUUCAGAUGUACGUGAUGUAGCAAGCACAUGUGUGCACUUUAUAGUAAUCAGAAAAUAAUGAAAAACAUUUUCUCAAAAUACCACUUUGCACAUACUGUAUCUCAGCAAAGUAACACAUAUGAGUGUAUUUUAAGGCAAAAGAAAACAAUAUUGGCCAUGACUUAACUUAUUAAAAUGUAUGCUUAUGCUUUCA